This is a messenger RNA of Lipotes vexillifer (Yangtze River dolphin), 681 nucleotides long. RefSeq names its product glutathione S-transferase mu 4 (gene GSTM4). Gene Ontology annotation, molecular function: glutathione transferase activity. The record is from RefSeq and is a predicted model, not a curated record. NCBI's taxonomy places the organism in Eukaryota, Metazoa, Chordata, Mammalia, Artiodactyla, Lipotidae. Gene Ontology annotation, biological process: glutathione metabolic process.
AUGGCAAUGACCCUGGGUUACUGGGACAUCCGCGGGCUGGCUCACGCCAUCCGCCUGCUUCUGGAGUACACAGACUCAAACUAGGAGGAGAAGUACCCGAUGGGGGACGCUCCCAACUAUGACAGAAGCCAGUGGCUGAAUGAAAAAUCCAAGCUGGGCCUGGACUUCCCCAAUCUGCCCUACUUAAUUGAUGGGGCUCACAAGCUCACCCAGAGCAACGCCAUCCUUUGCUGCAUUGCUCGCAAGCACAACAUGUGUGGGGAGACAGAGGAAGAGAAGGUUCGCGUGGACGUAUUAGAGAACCAGGUUAUGGAUGUCCGCUUGUGCAUGGCCAUGACCUGCUACAGCUCUGACUUUGAGAAACUAAAGCCUGAUUACUUGAAGGAGAUCCCUAAAACGAUGAAGCUCUUCUCAGAUUUUCUGCGGAAGAGGCCCUGGUUUGCAGGGGACAAGCUCACCUAUGUGGAUUUCCUGGCUUACGACAUCCUUGACAUGCGCUGCAUAUUUGAGCCUAAGUGCCUGGAUGAAUUCCCAAACCUGAAAGACUUCAUUUCCCGUUUUGAGGGCUUGAAGAAGAUCUCUGCCUACAUGAAGUCCAGUUGCUUCCUCCCAGGCCCUCUGUUUCUAAAGACUGCCAUGUGGGGCAACAAAUACUGCCCUGUAACCAGGAGACGGGAGUGA